This is a messenger RNA of Mangifera indica (mango), 1502 nucleotides long. RefSeq names its product transcription factor MYBS3-like. Lineage: Eukaryota; Viridiplantae; Streptophyta; Magnoliopsida; Sapindales; Anacardiaceae. Bases 207 to 1226 code for a protein of 339 amino acids. The transcript is spliced from 3 exons. Gene Ontology annotation, biological process: response to ethylene; response to gibberellin; response to auxin. The record is from RefSeq and is a predicted model, not a curated record. Gene Ontology annotation, molecular function: DNA binding.
UACUCGUCACUCUUCAAUAAAUUUCCCUCCUCGUUCCCUAUCAUUUCUUCGCCAUGCAAGCCCCCCUUCUCUCUCUCAGCCAUUCUUUCAUCUGCUCAACUGAUUAUUAAAGUAUUGAUUUUGAGAUUGAUUGAUUGAUUUACUGAGUAUUACUACAAGAUUUUUGUUCAACUCGGCAGUGGGGUGACUCAGUGCAUGAUUUGAAGAUGACGCGGCGGUGCUCGCAUUGCAGCAACAACGGACACAACUCACGGACUUGUCCCACGCGCUGUGUGGGAGGAGGAGGAGGCGGCGGCGCGUCGUUGAGCUGCGGCGGUGUGAAGCUGUUCGGCGUGAGGUUGACAGACGGGUCGAUCAUAAAGAAGAGCGCGAGUAUGGGGAACUUAUCUGCGUCGCAUUACCACGGCUCGUUGUGCACUACUGCUUCACCGAAUCCGGGCUCGCCGUUAUCGGAUCACGCACAUGUAAAGGAUGGUUACUUGUCCGAUGACCUGACCCACGCGUCUUGUUCCGCCAAUCGACGUGGAGUGAGAAAGAAAGGUUCUCCAUGGACAGAAGAGGAACAUCGUAUGUUCUUAAUUGGCCUUCAAAAAUUAGGGAAGGGAGACUGGCGUGGUAUAUCACGAAAAUUUGUUGUGUCAAGGACUCCAACCCAGGUAGCAAGUCAUGCACAGAAGUAUUUCAUCCGGCUGACUAAUGCCACACGAAGAAAGAGGCGCAGCAGCCUUUUUGACAUGGUUGCUGAUGAUGUGGCCACUGAAACCCCACCGGUGCCAGAAGAGCAAGUGUUACUUCCAUCUCCUCUGGCAAGAGAAGCUGAUAGACCCACUCUAAAUCUUUCCCUCGUCACAGAAAUUGAACCCAUGGAAACUAAAGAGAUAGUAGAAGAACCUGAAGAAACUGUAAUUGGAUCUGAUGGGGUUGGUUCAACGGUUCCUAGUUUCUUACCGGCAUAUAUACCAGCCCCUUACCUGUUCUGGCCACCAAAUGCAGCCUUCCUGGAAGAAGAUAAGGAAGCAGAUAGAAUGCAUCCUCACGAGAUUCUAAAGCCGAUUCCAAUGCUUCCAAAAGAACCUGUCAAUGUAGACGAACUAGUUGGCAUGUGUCAGCUCAGUAUAGGAGAGACGGGAAGAGGCUUGAGAGAGCCAUCGCCACUGUCCUUAAAACUGCUGGGAGAGCCAUCAAGGCAGUCUGCUUUUCACGUGAACGCCCCGGUUCGGAUUUAAGCAAGGGAAGGACUAGUCCUAUACAAGCAGUUUGAAUUGGUGGGAAUGAUAACCCUUCUGGGUAAUCCUCUUAUUUGUACAAUUAUAUGUUCCCCAAGACACAUCUUUAUUUUACUUGGAUAGUUAUGAAAGUUUUGCUGCUCAAUUUAUAGGUUAAAACAUUUUACUUGGUUUGGAUAUUAUUAGAAUUCUUUCAAUUUAAAAUAAUUGAAUUGGUUGGGCAAGAAAUGAAUGAAAUGCUCCUUGUUAGGUUUUCUUUUGAGGAGUGUUGCAGAA